This is a messenger RNA of Paramisgurnus dabryanus, 2509 nucleotides long. It is a transcript of the gene nrbp1, whose product is annotated as nuclear receptor binding protein 1. Gene Ontology annotation, molecular function: ATP binding; protein kinase activity. NCBI's taxonomy places the organism in Eukaryota, Metazoa, Chordata, Actinopteri, Cypriniformes, Cobitidae. The record is from RefSeq and is a predicted model, not a curated record. Gene Ontology annotation, biological process: protein phosphorylation.
UUAGUUCUGAUUUAGACUGAGAAUAAACGACAGUGAAGGGAUAAAUCCACAGCGCACCUCAACAAUCAGACCUGGCUGUCGCCAUUUACAUGUAUCUUCUUGGGGGAUGUUGAUAUAUAUUUAAUCAGUUGUCGCAUAUUUAAGUAUUUUGGGAGGAAUACGAGUCGCUCUGUGAAGAAGAAAGCGAAUAUCCGGGAGUGUAGCUGCUUCUGUGGCUAUCCGACAAACCCCGUCCGAUCUGUCAGCCAGAAAAUUUCGUUUUCGGUGGUCUUGUUUUGGUAAAGCCGUUAAAUUUUCAAACAUUUAAUACUUUUUCUGUUAUAUGUCAUCUUAGAAUAGCUGUUUGCCGUUCGUUAACCGAUCAGUUGUUAUAGAUAAGGCCGCAGAGCUACACUGCUAGCCGUGCUAGCCCGUGAAAUAGUUAAAGGAGUUUGAACAGAUUUUCGUAUUUUAUUUCGUAAUAAUUGGUAUUUUUGUUGACUGCCAACUUCACUAGGAACGCAAACAAGGACCUACAACACUUGAGAAUUUCGUGGUUUUCAUUUUUCUUAUCUCUGGUGAUUUAUUGAGCUAGUGACGGUUAGCUGCUUCCGGCGAGCUGGAUACGCCACUCAUCUCAAGACAAAGUAAACUCUCUGCCUCCUGCCCUUGAGGUUGAGCCUGGCUUCAUAUUUGUGACAGUUGAUUGUCAGGGCUGUCAGUUGUCACUUAGUGAUGUCGGAAGAAGGAAAACAGACUUCUGCCCCCGUAUCCACGAUGGACGCAAAGUCUGAAUCCACAGCCUCGCCACCUCCAGCUCAGGCAGUGUCCUCUGUGUCUCCCCCUGUGUCCACUGUAACACAGUCUGCUCCACCUGCAACAGAGGAUGAGGAGGAGGAGAGCGAAGAUGAAUCAGAGAUUCUGGAGGAAAGCCCCUGUGGACGCUGGCAGAAGCGGAGAGAGGAGGUAAACCAGCGUAACGUACCAGGUAUUGACAAUGCUUACCUUGCCAUGGACACAGAGGAGGGUGUGGAAGUGGUGUGGAAUGAGGUCAUGUUUUCUGAGCGGAAGAACUUCAAACUACAGGAGGAAAAAGUGAAAGCAGUGUUUGAUAACCUAAUCCAGCUGGAACAUUUAAAUAUAGUAAAGUUUCACAAGUACUGGGCAGAUGUGAAGGAGAACAGAGCCAGGGUUAUUUUUAUAACGGAGUACAUGUCAUCUGGAAGUCUUAAGCAGUUUCUAAAAAAGACUAAGAAAAAUCACAAGACCAUGAAUGAAAAGGCAUGGAAACGUUGGUGCACUCAGAUAUUAUCUGCCUUAAGCUAUCUGCAUUCAUGUGAACCUGCGAUUAUCCACGGUAACUUGACCUGUGACACCAUCUUCAUUCAGCACAAUGGACUCAUCAAAAUCGGAUCAGUGGCUCCAGACACCAUAAAUAACCACGUCAAAACAUGUCGUGAGGAACAGAAGAGUUUGCACUUCUUUGCUCCCGAGUAUGGAGCUGUUGCCAGUGUCACUACAGCUGUGGACAUCUAUUCCUUUGGAAUGUGCGCCUUAGAGAUGGCUGUACUGGAGAUUCAAAGUAAUGGAGAGUCAUCAUACGUGUCACAAGAAGCCAUCAAUAGUGCCAUCCAUUCUCUGGAGGACCCACUGCAGAGAGAGUUUAUUCAAAAGUGUCUUGAGGUGGACCCCAGUAAGAGGCCCACAGCCCGAGAGCUGCUUUUCCAUCAAGCUCUGUUUGAAGUGCCUCAAUUGAAACUAUUGGCUGCACACUGUAUUGUCGGUCACCAGCACAUGAUCCCUGAAAAUGCUUUAGAGGAAAUAACCAAGAAUAUGGACCCUAACCAAGUGAUCAUGGAAAGAAAAGAGGUCCAGCUGAAGCUCUCCCAGUUUCCUGCCUUGGAGCUUGACAAGUUCCUUGAAGAUGUGAGGAAUGGGAUCUAUCCGCUGACUGCCUUUGGCAUGCCCUGCCCACAGCAGCCUCAGCAAGAGGCUGUCAAAUCCCCCAUCGUACCACCAUCCGUCAAAACACCCACGCCUGAGCCUGCAGAACUGGAGACGAGGAAGGUCGUACAAAUGCAAUGCAACAUCGAGCCUGUGGACGAGGGAGCAAAGCAUCACUUGACGUUACUGCUAAAACUGGAGGAUAAGCUGAACCGACACUUGAGUUGUGAUUUGGCACCAAAUGAGAAUGUACAGGAGUUGGCUGUGGAGCUGGUCCAGCUUGGCUUCAUUAGUGAGGGGGAUCAAACGCGCCUCACCACCGUGCUAGAGGAGGCCUUCUCAAAAUUCUACAGCCGUAACGGCUCCCUAAAUCCUGUCACCGUUUCCUCGUAGCAGUGGGUCGAAUCUGCCAGCUUCUCUCCAGCAUCCAUUAUCUUCAUGCACGGGACGCAGCGCUUCAUCGCUCGGAGGAUUGCGCGCGAGCUCUGGGGAGGGUUCGAAACGCCUCGAACUGAGCCUGAUAAACAAAACAACCCCUGCACACUGUUUUUCACACCACUUUACGUGGCAGAAAGUGUUGGCUGAU